UGAAAGUUCACAAUUAACGACGUCAACUGUUAACCCUUUCUCUCUCACACACACACUCUCACACUCACACACCUUUCUCUCUCACACACUCUCAUGUCUGUGAAUAACUGUCCUCCAUUUCCACUUAGGCGGCUUCCUCUUCUCCCCUAUUUAACCUUCAUACUCUUUUCCUUUUGACGCUUUACAAAAAAACCCUAAUUUUUCACCGAUCUUCAUCAAUCUCAUCAAUCGUACUGUUAGUGACCUAAUUUAGCUUCAAUCAGGUGUAGGUUUUGCUUGAAUUUAACGAUUUGAACGGUUUAUUGUAAGAGUGUUUAUCUAGGUUAGUUACAGUGUGAGAUCUGGCGAUUUGGUUAUGGCGGAAGGUCGUCGUUACGCGCUUGGUGCUCAGUUAGAUAUUGAUCAAAUACUUUUAGAAGCACAGCACCGCUGGCUUCGACCUGCAGAGAUAUGUGAGAUUCUACGUAAUUAUACAAAGUUUCGGAUUGCUUCAGAGCCUGGAAAUAGGCCUCCAAAUGGUUCACUUUUUCUGUUUGACCGGAAGGUAUUGAGGUAUUUUAGGAAAGAUGGACACAACUGGAGAAAGAAAAAGGAUGGGAAAACAGUUAAGGAAGCUCACGAAAGGCUAAAAGCUGGAAGCAUUGAUGUGCUACAUUGCUACUAUGCUCAUGGAGAAGAUAAUGAAAAUUUUCAGAGGCGUAGCUAUUGGUUGCUUGAAGAGGAGCUAUCAAAUAUUGUCCUGGUCCACUACCGUGAAGUAAAGGGGAAUAGGACAAGCACACAUCGUGCUAGAGAAGCUACUCCCACUUCUUUGGAAAGUGAAGAGAACAUAUCCACUUCUGAGGUCGAUAGUUCCGUGUCUUCUAAGUAUCACACAUAUAAUCAUUCAGUUGCUUCACAAACUACCGAGAACAGCACGCAGGCCUCAGAAUAUGAAGAUGCCGAGUCAGCAUAUUCUCACCAAUCUACUUCAAGAUAUAGCUCUAUCCACAAUUUGCAACCAUCAGUUACCACAAAGACUGAGGAUUCAUUCUCUAUGCCUUAUUAUCCCGUUCCUUCUUCAGGUGACUAUGAUGGAAAAUCUCAAAUGAAUCCUGAUAUGAGCUUUGUCUCACUCAUGCAAGGGGACAAAGAUGGGAACAAUCUUGAUGCUGGCUUGUCAUAUGCAUUUGAAAGCUACAGUACAGGAAGUCAGCCUGCUAGCUAUCAGUCAACACUGUCUUUUGACCCAAACAUGGGUCAAGUGAUGCCAGAUGGAUUUGAUAAAAUGCAGUUCAGGGGAAAUGCAGGGUGGCAGCCUGAUGCAGGAUACAAUAAUCUCCCCUCUAGGUUUCAUGAAGACGCUAGUUUUGCAGACCUUUUCAGUUCGUUUGAGACUACGAAUACCGUUGACCAGCAUAAGCUUUUUACGCAAGGAAGCUUUGAAUUCCCUUUGACAGAUGAAGACGGUGGGAAACCAAAUCUGGAGGGUAAUACGAUUCCUGUUGUAGAUGAAAGAUCUGGUUCUCUGAAACCUCCAUUUUUGGAAGAGUUUAUGAAGGAAGGUCUAAAGAAGCUUGACAGCUUUGACCGGUGGAUGACCAAAGAACUUGGAGAUGUUAAGGAGACACAAACGCAGUCGACUUCCGGGACGUACUGGGAAGCUGUUGAAAAUGAGAAUGGGGUUGAUGAUUCCAUUAUUAGUCCACAAGUACACUUGGACAGUUAUGUUGGCCCAUCUCUUUCUCAGGACCAGUUGUUCAGCAUUAUUGACUUUUCUCCUAACUGUGCUUAUGCUGGGUUCGAAAUCAAGGUUUUGAUAACGGGCAGAUUCUUAAGGAGUCAUGAAGAAUUGCAGCAUUGUGAAUGGGCAUGUAUGUUUGGAGAAUUGGAAGUCCCUGCAGAGGUGGUAGCCGAUGGUGUUCUUUGUUGUCACACACCUGAUCACAAGCCCGGAAGGGUGCAUUUUUACGUAACGUGUUCCAAUAGGCUUGCAUGCAGUGAAGUAAGAGAAUUUGAAUUCCAAGUCAACGAGAAUAAUAAUAAUAAUAAUCUGGACAUGGAUGGGGACAACACCAAUGAAACGCUUCUACACAUGCGAUUUGAGAAACUAUUGUCUCUUGGACCACAAGAUCAUGUUCCUACUGUAAACGAUCCUGAACUGAUGAGCCAACUUAGGUCAUUAAUCCAGGAGGAUAACAGUAACUGGGACCAAAUGCUGAAGUCUACUACAUCAGAAGAGGAAUUUUCUUCUGAAAAAGCCAGGAAUCAACUCUAUGAGAAGCUACUAAAGGAGAAGCUGCAUGCGUGGCUUGUUUACAAAGUGGCAGAAGGUGGAAAAGGUGCCAGUGUGUUGGAUGAAGAGGGGCAAGGUGUGCUGCAUUAUGCAGGGGCCCUUGGUUACGAUUGGGCUAUCCAACCCACGGUUGCUGCAGGUGUCAGUAUUAACUUCCGCGAUGUCAAUGGCUGGAACGCUCUUCACUGGGCUGCAUAUUGUGGCAGAGAGCGUACGGUGGUUUUCCUUAUUUCACUAGGUGCAGCAGCUGGAGCAUUGACAGAUCCUUCACCAAGAUACCCAGCCAAAUCACCUGCAGACUUGGCUGCCAGCAAUGGACAUAAAGGAAUCGCGGGUUAUUGUGCUGAAGCCGCCUUAAGUACACACCUCCAACUUCUUAAACUAAAGGAAGCCAGCAAGGAGGGUGAUGAUGCUUCUGCUUCCAGUGCUGUGCAGACCGUUACCGAAAGAACUCCAACUCCAGCGGGUUAUAGAGAAGGCUUGUCGUUAAAGGACUCAUUAGCGGCUGUUUGUAAUGCUACUCUAGCUGCUGCCAGAAUUCAUCAAGUCUUUAGGGUGCAAUCGUUUCAGAAAAAGCAGCUAAAGGAGCACGGUGGUAGUGAAUUUGGAUUGUCGGAUGAGCGUGCCCUCUCACUUCUUGCUUUAAAGACACCCAAGACAGGACAACAUGAUGAGCCGGUGCAUGCUGCUGCUGUUCGCAUACAAAAUAAGUUCCGUAGUUGGAAAGGGAGAAAGGAUUUUCUUAUUAUGAGGCAAAGAAUUGUCAAAAUUCAGGCACAUGUUAGAGGGCACCAGGUGAGAAAGAAUUAUAAAAAGAUAGUGUGGUCGGUGGGAAUAUUGGACAAGGUAAUAUUGCGGUGGAGGCGUAAGGGAAGGGGUUUGAAAGGUUUUAAGCCCGAAGCGGUUAAUGAAGGUACAAACGAAGCUGCCAAGCCAUCAAAAGAGGAGGAUGAUGAUUUUUUCAAAGAAGGCAGGAAACAAACAGAGCAGCGUUUGCAAAAGGCCCUUGCAAGAGUCAAAUCAAUGGUUCAGUAUCCUGAGGCAAGAGAUCAGUACAGUAGACUGCUCAAUGCUGUCAAUGACUUGCAGGAAAGCAAGGCUCUGGAGAGUUCAGAAGAAGCUGUUGACUUUGAUGAGGAUUUGAUCGACCUUGACGCGCUGCUGGAAGAUGAUGACGACGCAUUUAUGACCAUCUGAACCUUAGGAUACAAAGCAAGCUUUAUAUUGUAAAUGAUAUGAUUUAAGGUCGUGACUUGCGAUAAGGUGAGACAUUUCUGUACAUUAUUAUUAUUAGUAAACGGUACUUAGACGAUAUACUUGGAAUUUGGCACCUGACUGAUUGUAACUAUGAAGAAAAACAUGUUUCUACUUUUGUCUGUCUAUUAGUAUGUGGUUGUUUUCGGUUUGGUUGGUCUGUAGAAUUUGAAUAGAAUUGGAAAGCCGAAUUUCGUUUUAUAAUGUGUGUUUCGUAGACUU
Helianthus annuus (common sunflower) is the source of this 3751-nucleotide messenger RNA. RefSeq names its product calmodulin-binding transcription activator 3. The coding region runs from base 356 to 3472 and encodes 1038 amino acids. The record is from RefSeq and is a predicted model, not a curated record. Gene Ontology annotation, molecular function: protein binding; transcription coregulator activity; double-stranded DNA binding. NCBI's taxonomy places the organism in Eukaryota, Viridiplantae, Streptophyta, Magnoliopsida, Asterales, Asteraceae. Gene Ontology annotation, biological process: regulation of transcription by RNA polymerase II. The transcript is spliced from 13 exons. Gene Ontology annotation, cellular component: nucleus.